Pleurotus ostreatus (oyster mushroom) is the source of this 618-nucleotide messenger RNA. RefSeq lists its product as uncharacterized. The transcript has 3 exons. Gene Ontology annotation, molecular function: myosin heavy chain binding; cytoskeletal motor regulator activity; calcium ion binding. Gene Ontology annotation, cellular component: myosin II complex; cytoplasm. The coding region runs from base 1 to 618 and encodes 205 amino acids. Gene Ontology annotation, biological process: mitotic cytokinesis; actomyosin structure organization. Lineage: Eukaryota; Fungi; Basidiomycota; Agaricomycetes; Agaricales; Pleurotaceae. The record is from RefSeq and is a predicted model, not a curated record.
AUGUCUCGCUAUCCCGACUACCUCUCGCCAAACCCAACGCCCACAAAGCUCUCAAAGUCGCAGAAAUCCCGUGCGCGGCGAGAGCCAUCUGGCGUGUUCUCACUGUUCCAGGCCCCCCAAAUCCAGCAGUUCAAAGAGGCCUUUCAACUCAUCGACCAUGACAAGGACGGCUGGGUGAACGAGGGGGAUCUGAAAGAGAUUUUCGCGAGUCUCGGUAUAUCACCUUCCAAGCAAAUGAUGGACGAGUUGCUCAGCGCGCGUCCGGGGGAGCAUGUUCGUUCAUCGUCAUAUAACGACGACUCUUCCUCGGAGCGAGGGAUUAACUUCACGAUGUUCCUGACGAUGAUGAGCGAACGAUUGUUUGAUUUCGAUACCGAAGCCGAGCUACUAAGCGCGUUUGAGUCCUUUGACGAGAAUGACAGCGGUAUGGUCAAGGUGGAUGAGAUGAGGAAGUGGUUAGGCGAGAUCGGCGAACGGAUGGACCAGCGGGAGAUUGACAGGUUCUUGAAAGGUCCAUUUACGGACCGACAAGGAAACUUCAACUAUCGCGAAUGGGUGAAGGUUCUCCGCGUCAAUGGAGAUGAAGAGGGGAACGAAGGACAAGCACAGAAUAUAUAA